Molecule: messenger RNA, 10657 nt
Organism: Thunnus maccoyii (southern bluefin tuna)
Lineage: Eukaryota; Metazoa; Chordata; Actinopteri; Scombriformes; Scombridae
Gene: kif21b
Product: kinesin family member 21B
Exons: 34
Coding region: 374-5419 (1681 amino acids)
Biological process (GO): microtubule-based movement; mitotic spindle organization
Molecular function (GO): microtubule binding; microtubule motor activity; ATP binding
Source: RefSeq, a predicted model, not a curated record
AGCGCGCUUUCAGCUUGAUCGCGUCUCUCUCAGAGAAGCGGUGUGUCUGUUGAGGAGCGCUCAUACGCUUCGCUCAUACGCACUUUAAACAGGAUGUAGCGACUAAGACAGACCACAGAAAGAAAAAAAAGGAGCGGGUUAAACUCUGCGAUAUGACAAACACCAGUGAGCCAGAAAUGAUCGCCACAACGGAGGAGAAGAAGACAGAAGGAGUCCCGAUGAGGCAGCUCACCGCCGGCAGGUCUUGACGGCUGCUCCCGCUGACCUGAGACACUAGCACCGCCGCGCUGCUCCUUCAUGCCGCAGCAGCGCUCGGUUUACACACACUGAGAACCAGACAUAGCCCAAAUACUGGUGAAGCUUGAAAGCGAUAAUGGCGAGCCAGGGUGACUGCUGUGUGAAGGUUGCGUUAAGGAUCCGUCCUCAGAUGGCAAAGGAGAAGAUAGAGGGCUGCCAUGUGUGCACCCUGGUCACACCUGGAGAACCUCAAGUCCUCCUGGGGAAAGACAAAGCCUUCACCUAUGACUUUAUGUACGAUAUAGACUCGGAGCAGCAACACAUCUACCAGGCCUGCGUGCACAAGCUCAUCGAGGGCUGCUUCGAGGGCUACAACGCCACCGUGUUUGCUUAUGGUCAGACGGGCUCGGGGAAGACUUACACCAUGGGGACGGGUUUCGACGUGAGUCUGAGCCAGCAGGAGCAGGGCAUCAUCCCGCGGGCUGUUCACCAGCUGUUUGAAGGAAUCCAGAGCAGGAGGCUGCGCGCCCAGGAGACCGGUACCCAGCCACCUGAUUUUAAAGUCAGCGCCCAGUUCCUAGAGCUGUACAACGAAGAGAUCCUGGACUUGUUCGAUGGAAGCAGAGAUCCGGAGAGUCGGAACAGGAAGUCCAACAUUAAGAUCCAUGAGGACGCCAGUGGCAGCAUCUACACUACUGGAGUCACUUCCAGACUGGUACACUCAGAGGAGGAGCUGCUGCAGUGUCUGAAGCUCGGCGCUCUGUCCCGCACCACGGCCAGCACCCAGAUGAAUGCCCAAAGCUCCCGCUCGCACGCCAUCUUCACCAUCCACCUCUGCCAGAUGAGAGUCUGCCAACAGCCGCAAAUGCAGAAUGGAGGAGGGGAGAACGGGGAAGUGAACGGUGUAGACUCCAGCUCCAUCGCCCAGCCGGAGUACGAGGCGCUGAUGGCCAAGUUCCACUUUGUGGACCUGGCCGGCUCUGAGAGGCUGAAACGCACAGGAGCUACAGGAGAGAGGGCCCGUGAGGGGAUCUCCAUUAACUGUGGGCUGCUGGCCCUGGGAAAUGUGAUCAGUGCUUUAGGGGACCAGACCAAGAAGGGAGGACACAUCCCCUACAGAGACUCUAAACUCACCCGACUGCUACAGGACUCAUUGGGAGGCAACAGUCGUACAGUGAUGAUCGCCUGCGUCAGUCCGUCAGACCGGGACUUCAUGGAGACGCUGAACACUCUUAAGUACGCCAACCGCGCCCGAAACAUCAAGAACAAGGUGGUGGUGAACCAAGACAAGACCAGCCAGCAGAUCAGCGCCCUGCGUGCUGAGAUAGCCCGGCUUCAGAUGGAACUGAUGGAGUACAAGACGGGGAAGCGUGUGGCAUGUGAGGAUGGUUCGGAGGGUUACAGCGAUCUGUGCCAGGAGAACGUCAUGCUGCAGAGAGAAAAUGACACGCUGCGGCUCAGGGUAAAGGCCAUGCAGGAGACCAUUGACCACCUCAAUACCCGUGUAACACAUCUGCUGGCCAAUGAGGUCAACACACUGCUCACCAAGUCAAGUGAGGGCAACGAGGAGAUUGGGGCUCUAAUCCAGAACUACAUCCGAGAAGUUGAAGAACUUAGAUCCAAGCUUCUUGAGAGCGAGGCCAUGAAUGAGUCGUUGCGACGGCAGGCGACCCGACUUUCUUCUCGUUCUCCGUUUCCGUCUUCCACCCUCAGCCCCGCACCCGGCCACCCUCCCGGCUCCUCCCCUGCUCCCAUGUCCAUGGAGGCGGAGAUGACGGAUGUGUUACGCCGAGCCAAGCUGGACAUCGAGAGGCUGAAGAAGAAAGAGAGGAGGCAGAGGAGGAUGAGUCCGGAGUUGGAGAAAGGCUCGAAGAAACGAGUGAAACUGCACACCCAUGAGAAUGGAGAGAAUGGGCAGAACGGACAAAACGGAGAGAAUGGAGAGAUCGAUUCAGACGACAAUUAUACUGAGGACAUCAUGUCUCCACUGCAGGAGGAGAGUGGUUGCGAUGAAGAUGAGGGGGAGGACGAGGAGGAAGGGAGGGAGGAGGAUGAGUUUGACAGUGAUGAGAGCCUGGUGGAUUCAGACUCGGACUCUGAUGAGAAAGCCAACUUCCAGGCGGACCUGGCUGACCUGACUUGCGAGAUUGAGAUCAAACAGAAGCUGAUAGACGAGCUGGAGAACAGUCAGCGGAGGCUGCUGAUGCUGAAGCUGCAGUACGAGGAGAAGCUCAUCCUGUUGCAGAACAAGAUCCGAGACACCCAGCUGGAGAGAGACCGCGUGCUGCAGAACCUCAUGUCCAUGGAGAACUACACUGAGGAGAAGGCCAACCGGAUAAAGCAGGAGUAUGAAAAACGUCUCAAGGAGAUGAAUCGCGACCUGCUGAAGCUACAAGCGGCACAGAAGGAGCACGCGCGUCUCCUUAAAAACCAGGGCAGGUACGAACGGGAGCUGAAGAAACUACAGACGGAGGUCAACGAGAUGAAGAAAGCCAAGGUGGCGCUUAUGAAACAGAUGAAGGAGGAGCAGCAGAGGAGGAGGAUGGUUGAGGCUAAGAGGAACCGUGAGAUCGCCCAGCUCAAGAAGGAGCAGAGACGACAAGAGUACCAGAUCCGUGCGCUGGAGUCUCAGAAGCGGCAGCAGGAGCUGGUGCUGCGCAGGAAGACUCAGGAGGUGACCGCCCUGCGGAGGCUGGCCAAGCCCAUGUCAGACCGCGUGGCUGGGCGUGUGGCCCGUUGGAACCAGACCCCCCCGGUUACGGACUCUGGAGCCGAAUUAUCAGCCAGCACUACAGCAAGCAGCUCUGAACCUGAGACUAGCAGGACUGUGAGCGGGCUGGUGCGGCAGUGGAACAACAAAAACAAUGUUUACGGAUACAUGGCAGAGAGCGAGGGGAGCAUGGAUGGUACACGGGUGAUUGGUAGGAAGAAGUUGCAGCGUAAGCCAGUGGGUCUGGGCAAUGUUGCUGCAGCGGGCAGAGCCAGCAGCUUCUCUAAAUCAGCUCGUCAGAAGUGGCAAGCACUCGAGCGUCGCAUUAUGGACAUUGUCAUGCAGAGGAUGACCAUAGCUAAUGUGGAAGCUGACAUGGAUCGCCUCAUCAAGAAGCGAGAGGAGCUGACAGCCCAGCAGGAGGCGCUCUCACAUAAGAGGGAGGUACUAAUGGCGGAGGGGGAGGGACCAGAAGCAGAGGACCGCCUCCUACAGGAAAUCAAUGAGGACAUUGAGGUGCUGAACGCCAAUGUAGACUACAUAAAUGACAGCCUGUCUGACUGCCAGGCCACCAUUGUACAGAUAGAGGAGACUAAGGAUGAGCUGGACUCAGUGGACACCUCAGUGGUGAUCAGCUCCUGCUCCCUGGCAGAAGCCCGCCACCUGCUGGACCACUUUCUGAAGGCCUCCAUAGAAAAGAGCUUACAGGUGGCUCAGAAGGAGGCUCAGAUCAGACUGCUGGAGGGCCAGCUGAGACAGACAGAUGUGAUUGGCUCAUCCCACAAUCACAUCAUCCUUGAUGCCCUGCGAGAAAAGGCAGAAUACAUCCCUGAACUCCAGGCUCUCAUCCAUAACGUGCAGCAGGAAAAUGGUUACGCCAGCACAGACGAGGAGCCUUCUGAGUUUAGCCAAGCCUCUGACAGCAGUGUAUCUCAAAUGAAAGAAUCCAACAGCCAGGAUGAUUUCAAAGUGAAGAUGGAGCCUCGUCUGUCCGCUCAGAUUAAAGCGAUUUCGGCAGAGUAUCUGGGUCCCAUCCUGGACCCCUCAUCAGGCAGCAAGCAGCAGUACAUUACCAAGUCUCUGGCCUCACUGACAGACAUUCAGGAGGAUGGCCUCAGCCUGGCGACAGGGAGCCUUGGGCUCAGCCUCUCCCUGAGAGACACCUACCACAGGGACCGUGCGUCCCGCACCAUCAGCCUGCCCGUCAGGGGACACACCUUUCCCAGGCAGUCUCGGGGUUAUGACACUUCCCCUAUAACAAGGAGGAAAUCUUACGACCGCGCGUACAGGCCCACUGACGGCUAUACUCCCCCCUCCUCCCCUCCUCUGAGGACCAGGAACGACCGCAACGUCUUCUCAAGGCUCACCAGCAACCAAACUCAAGGUUCUGCUCUGGACAAGGGUGUGAUCAAUCCCAUCGGGGGUGUGAAGGGGGGUCGGACAGCGCCCCUUCAGUGUGUGUCUGUAGCCGAGGGCCACUCAAAGCCAGUAUUGUGUGUGGACGCUACGGAUGAGCUGCUGUUCACUGGAUCUAAAGAUCGUACCUGUAAGAUGUGGAACCUGGUGACAGGUCAGGAGAUUGUCACCCUGAAAGGCCACCCCAACAACGUGGUGUCAGUCAAAUACUGUCCCUCCUCCUCUCUGGUCUUCUCUGUCUCUACCUCCUACAUCAAGGUGUGGGACAUCCGCGACGCUGCCAAGUGUGUCCGCACGCUCACUUCAUCGGGGCAGGUGGUUUCAGGUGACGCGUGUGCAGGCACCACCACCCGCACAAUCACCUUUGCACAGGGUGAGUGUCAAAUCAACCAGAUAGCCCUCAAUCCGUCAGGAUCUGUGCUGUACGCUGCUGCUGGAAACACUGUUCGCAUCUGGGACCUCAACAGGAUGCAAGCGAUGGGGAAGCUGACAGGCCAUAUUGGCUCCGUCAUGUGUCUGACAGUGGGACAGUCUCUGCUGGGCAAAGACCAAGUAAUCACUGGCUCCAAAGACCAUUACGUCAAGGUGUUUGACGUGGCUGAAGGAACUCUGGGUAACGUAGGCCCAGCUCAUAACUUUGAGCCACCUCAUUAUGAUGGCAUUGAGUGUUUGGCUGUGCAGGGAGACGUGCUGUUCAGCGGGUCGAGAGACAACGGCAUCAAAAAGUGGGAUCUGGAGCAGCAGGAGCUCACUCAGCAAAUCCCUAAUGCCCAUAAGGACUGGGUGUGCGCUCUGGCGUAUGUCCCGGGCAGACCCAUGCUACUGAGCGGCUGUCGCGGUGGGAUGUUGAAGGUGUGGAAUGUAGACAACUUUACCCCCAUAGGAGAGGUCAGAGGUCAUGAAAGCCCCAUUAACGCCAUAUGUACCAACUCAAGGCAGAUCUUCACUGCGUCCAGUGACUGCAGGGUGAAGUUGUGGAGCUACGUCCCUGGCUUGACCCCGUGUCUUCCUCGUCGGGUCCUGGCCAUCAAGGGCCGAGCCACCAGCCUCCCAUGAUUGCCUCUGCUCCGCUCACAAACCCUCCCUUCCUCUGCGACAAGACAGUGAAGAUCUGGCUGUCAAAGGUGUGGAGGAAGAGGUGACAACAGAAGUGACAGUGGUUCCUCUGUCAGACAUCUUGCUGCAACUUCAGCCACUGAUCUAUGACCUCCUCACUUCUAGCACUGAGAUGUGACACUGAAAUCACAGUUUCCAAGGCAAUCAAGGUGUUUUUUUCUUUGUCACGGUGAAAAAUGACAAAGCCGUAUUCAAAGGCAAAAAACUAUUUGCCUUUCAGAUUUUCUUUUUUACUGCCAAUUUGAAAGUGCCAUUUAGGUGUGAUGCUUGGACAAGAUAAACCGCAUCUUCCAGGCCGUUGCAUACAUCGGCAGAACAAUUUCCUUCCUGACAACGAAACAUACCACAGUCUGGUAUUAAAAGAACAAGAAAAAAAGUGUCCUUCUGUUCUUUCACCAAGGUUUCUGUGUGGAAAGCAGAAUCCUUGCGGAACAUUGAGAGAUUCAUUUGAGACGUGUCGUCUGAAAGUCACAAGAUUUUAACUCCAGGGGGAUGCUAACUAACAACUGAGACCUCUGUUUCUCCCUUCAAGAUUGUUAGUCUUUAUAUGUUUGUGGCUGUUCUGACACUGAACACAUUAGAGCUCGCGGUGGAUGAUCAUUGGACGCUUGGUGAUCUGAAGUCAGUCAUCACUGGAAUAUUACAUAAAACACCAACACUUGAUUAUCUGUUUUUUACUCCAGAUUGGCUCCCUUUUUGUUUAAAUCUCUCUGUAUAUCACUGAAACUUUAUUGCUGAUCAACAGGUCUUGUUUAAUUUUUUUUGUUAAUUUAUUAUUUUCCCUACCUCAGUUGUUUUGGACUUUGGUGUGAGGUGGGAGGGAACAUUUUUUUUACGGGUUUCUGUGUUCAAAAACCUGGUGUUUGAUGUUUUAAAGUCUUAAUUUAAUGCCUGGCUCUUCAUCUCCGUGUGGAUGUGUCCUCUGUGGCCCUCUGGCUAUCACACUGUCUAGCUGCUGACCUUGCAAACAGGAAAGCGCACGUCCAGUAGCACAACUUUGGUAGCGCUGGCCCUGGAGGAUCUGACUGGAUUGGAUUACUUGCUCUGUAAAGUUCUAACUACGGCAAAAAUAAGAAACAGCCCCUGUAGAUGCACAUGCCUGCGUUGUGCACACAUAAUCAGUACAUUCCUUUCAGUACAGUGCACACUCCAGUCAGAUACUCCAUUAAGGCCAAAGUGCCAGAUCAUUAUCUCUAUCAUCCUAGAGGAUGUGUCCCAUACCUGCCAUUUAUCCCCCACGCAAAUGCUAAUAGGAGCCUGCCUGCUUUCUGCUCCACUCUGAUCUUUAAGGUUAGCGACGGUGUCAGACUGACCAGCCUUACUGAAGGGUCCACCUCCUUCCCAGCUACUGAACUUCUCUGGGAAACCACUUUAAUUAGAGUUCUUGCAGCUCUACCAGCUGCUUUCCAGGCAAGAUUACUUGGGUGAAAGUAGGUCAUAACUGAGAAGGAUUUCUUAUUAAAAUCCCAAUUUUCUUCCACCCACUAUUUGCUGCUACACUUAAAGACAGGAAGAAACUUCCUGUGCCUGUGCACUGAUGUACAAAUCUGUUUAUGUGGCAGAUUAUGUGUGGGCAACACACACAUAUGCACAAACUGUGGAAACACACACACAAACACAAGAUUUCAGCGGAUGUUUCGGUUAUCCGUCUUGCCUGAUAGGUCUUGGCAUCCCUCACUGAGUUGAUGUAGAGUCUCUUUAAUGAAACAAAUUUGGCACUCCACUGACAUACACCCACCAUUUCCUUGUCUGACGCUUCUGAAUAUGGAGAAUAGCAAGCAUUCACAUCACUUUCAGCUCACGAAUUCUGACUUUUUUUUUUUUUUAUUAAGUAUCGCUCCAAAAUGACAAGCAGUAUUUAAAAGCUUCUAAUCACACAGAUGUUUUACCACAUGGUUAACACCCCAGUCAUACCUGGGUAUCACAGUUUUCUUCAGCUCUGAAAUCUCACCCCUUCUGUUGAAGUGGUGAUUGAGUGCACUUUUCCUCGUAUGUAAUUUAAUUAAAUGAUUCCAGGAUCACAAAACACCAUUCAUAGGUGAUUAAGUUUCAACAUACUUUCUGCAAUUUCUCCUCUGAGAAGUGAGUAUGGGCUGCUGAUGGUUGAUGAAGCUGCUAACACUCUGCAAAAGCAAUGAUGUGCAGCACCAGUCAAAAGUUUGGACACACUUUCACAUUCAAGAGAACGUUAAGGUGUGUCCAAACUUUUGACUGGUGCUGUGAGUUUUGGUUUCAUAUCGGGGGUUAUGAAUGCAAAUGUGUGGAUGAAGGUGAUUUACUGAAGUGUUCUUGGUUUUAAUACUUUGCUAUGCUUAGAAACUCAGGUAAAGGUUGAAGGAUCAUUUUAGUCAUAUGUUACUCAUUACUUGACCCUUUGAAUUUAAGUAGCUCUUUGAAUAGACCAAAUGCCUUGUUUGAGAGUUUUUUUUUUACUUUGAGGAAAAAAGGUACUAUUAAUGUAUCACCCCUUUUUUAUAAAAUACUUAUUCCCAUGUUUUGCUUUUACAUUUCAUUCCUUUCACUUACUUUUACUAUACUGUAUGUACUGUGCUUUUCUGUACGAAACGUACACAUCUUAAAUUACAUCUUCCCAAUCUGGCCAAAGCUGAAAGUUUUGCAACUCUAAGAGGAUGUGCACUGAUUUUUGACCAUUACUUGUUCAAAAUGUGUAUAAAAUAUGUUUUUUGUAUAUAAUUUUGCUUAUAAAACUGGAGUGAGCGGUACAAAAUGUGGUCAGUGGGGUAAUUAACCUGCAUAACAUAAUAGGUUGUAUACCUUGACCUCAAAUCACACUCCACUGUGCCCUUCACUGUACACUAUGUAUUUAUCUGUGCCAAUUAGCCAAACUGACCCUGUUCACCAACUCUGUGCUGUGUUUCAUGUGAUAACAAAUGCUAAGACAGCCUUUUCUCUUUUCUUCCAUUUCUCCAGAGUCCUGCUUAUUGCUAGAGAAGAUCUUGUAGUACUGUAGCUUUAGGCACUCUCUGAGGUGCCCUGUGCUUGUACAUUUGCUGAAGGUUGUGUGAUGUUAGUGGUGCUGAUUGGCUGAUUGGACAUCCGUAAACGUAGCAGUUCAGUGGGCAAUUUGUCCUUCUGUUGUCAGUCUCAAUGCUCAACAUCUGAGUGGAUUUGCUAUCAAAAUCGCAGAGGGAUUCGGCUAUUUGUUGAGAUUCUGACGUGUUGACAGUUGAAUGAAUUAUGCAUACAGAAAUGUUGAGCGUGCUUUGCAAAAGAUGCUUCGCUGGAAGAUUUUGUAUUGCCAAACAGAAGCCCUAAAUUAUUAUCUGGCAUUGAUUAGCCCCAACCAAAGUUGCCUCAAGUUCUGAGGCUUGUACUUCUGCCAAUGUCAGUACCACUUCAUUACUUGAUGAUGUGUAAAUAGAUGUGUUAUACCUUUUUUUAAUAUGACUGAGGUUAACUGACUUUUUUUGUCAUCAGCUGGCCUCAGUAUAAUCUCUGCAAGUUAGGAUUUACAUGCACUUUGGAUGAUGAACACUGCUGUGAAUACUCAAGAUAUACAGUAUAUUAAGCCUAGUUUUAGACUUAGUUUACAAAGAGUUGACAAUGAGUCCCAAACAAGGCUUAAACAACUGAAAUUGUACUGAAAAGAAAAAUCUGCAGUAGGUUUAGUAAUCAAUGAUAUUGUUUGUGCUGAUAUAGUAUGUAAGAUAACAAGAAUCAAGACAUAGACAGACAGUCCCCAGUAUGUCCCUGCUUUUAAAAUGCUUGUUUUUAUCGCAAGUGUUGCAAUGAAUGAGAAUUUUAACUUUGACAGAGCAGCAUGGAAAUCUUUUUAGAUGGUCAGGAGAGCCUAACUCCAUCCUUAUUUCCCUGGCUGUCCACUGGCAUUCAGGCAUUUUUCUUAUUACUGACCACAAACUGGUCAUAUUGCUCCAAGAAAGAAUCUGAGACACAGGAUGACAUUUUCUAACAUUAAUCAAAUUCUUUUGCAACAAUCAACAAGGGGAAAUAACCCACCUGAUGAAAUGCUUAUUUGGAAAGGGAUAUUACCGCACUAAAUUAGCAUGUAGAAAGUAUUGUUCAAUCAAUUCCCCUCUCAGAUUCUGGCAACCUACUCGCCGUACUAGCUGGUGCCAUUGUUCUGUAGCCAAACAUGUAAAAAUAAUCUAUUGUAGGUAUCCCCCCAGUAGCAUCUGCUUUAAAUUAGAAAGCUGUUUGACCAAAGCUAAAUAUCACUUAGCUAAUACCUUGCCAUGUCUUUAAAGCCCCUAUAUGUAUAAACUUUCUGACUUUGGUGCCCCCCAGUGGUAGUUUAAAAAAAGACACUGCGGCAAACAACAACAGAUGACUCUACGCCUACAGAAAAAACUUGAAAAAACAUUUUUAAGAAAACUUAAAAUUCAACCCAUAGUGGCUUUAACUACUCCAUCUGGUAUUCGAUAUCGGACCACAGAACAGAUUGGAGACUCAAGCUGCCAGUCAUACUGAUGUGUGAUUACCAGCUGUAGCACUAUCCCACCCAGCCAAGCCUCGACCAUCUUAUGACUACUAGGAAAUGAAACCUUAUAGUCAGCAUCUCAGCUCCAGCCUUGUGCCUCAGCCAACAGGCCUUACUGCCUUAUAGAAACAGAAUGUGUAUGUAGGACAGUAAUAAUAAUUCACUUAAUAUCCUGAACUUGUAACAGGAGUAUCUUGAGGAUUGUGGAUCGUCUUGCAGAUUGUGGAAUUCUGUUUUAAGUCAGAAAAUGUCUUUUCUCACUUUAUCCUUAUGGCUGGAAAGACUUUCAUCUUUGCCUCAGGCUGCUGAAGGGAUGGGAUCGCAUUUAGACACAAUCAAGAGGGCUGUGUACUGCUCCGCUGCUGCUCGGCAGUGAAUCACUAUCACACAUCAACACAUGUCUUCUCUGCAGCUGCUGAAGUAGUUUUUUUUCCCAGGUGCAUGUGUUGUGAGAGCAAGCUCACAUAUGGUAACACAAUAUGUGGCAGUGUCUGUGAAAUACGUACACAUGGGACAUAGAUGCAGGGUCAAAGGUCAUUUGUGCCUUUUAUUGCACAGACUACUCCCUCUUAAAUGAGUGUAAAUGUGUGUACAGUUUUUUAUAUGACAAUAUGCAUGUGACCAAGCCAUGUAUUAUAUCUUCUGACUGUAAAUAAUGUAAGUAAAUAUUUAAUGAAGGAUCCAAUUUUCCCUCAAGAAAAUAAAUAUGUUAAAAACAA